Molecule: messenger RNA, 2558 nt
Organism: Microcebus murinus (gray mouse lemur)
Lineage: Eukaryota; Metazoa; Chordata; Mammalia; Primates; Cheirogaleidae
Gene: CYP7A1
Product: cytochrome P450 family 7 subfamily A member 1
Biological process (GO): cholesterol homeostasis; bile acid biosynthetic process; cholesterol catabolic process
Cellular component (GO): intracellular membrane-bounded organelle
Molecular function (GO): cholesterol 7-alpha-monooxygenase activity; heme binding; iron ion binding
Source: RefSeq, a predicted model, not a curated record
CUUUGGUCACCCAAGUUCAAGUUAAUGGAUCAGGGUUAUAUGUCUAUAAAAAGCCUAGCUUGAGUCUUUGUUCAGUGACAUCCUUAUUCUUCUAAUCAGAGAUUCUCCUCCUCAGAAGUUUUACACUAGAUUUGCAAAAUGAUGAGCAUGUCUUUGAUCUGGGGGAUUGUUGCAGCAGUGUGCUGUUGUUUAUGGCUGAUUCUUGGAAUUAGGAGAAGGCAAAAGGGUGAACCACCUCUAGAGAAUGGGUUGAUUCCAUACCUGGGCUGUGCUCUGCAAUUUGGUGCCAAUCCUCUUGAGUUCCUUAGAGCAAAUCAAAGGAAACAUGGUCAUGUUUUUACCUGCAAACUAAUGGGAAACUAUGUCCACUUCAUCACAAAUCCCUUGUCAUACCAUAAGGUGUUGUGUCAUGGGAAAUAUUUUGAUUGGAAAAAAUUUCACUUUGCUACUUCUGCAAAGGCAUUUGGGCACAGAAGCAUUGACCCAAGUGAUGGAAAUACCAGUGAAAACAUACAGGACACUUUUACCAAAACCCUGCAAGGCGAUGCCUUGAAUUCCCUCACCGACGCGAUGAUGGAACACCUCCAGCUUGCCAUGAGACCCGCGGUCUGGUCUCAGCCGCAGGCGGCCGCCUGGGUGACGGAGGGGAUGUAUUCCUUCUGCUACCGCGUCAUGUUCGAAGCGGGGUACUUGACCCUCUUCGGCAGAGAUCUUGCGAGGAAGGACUCACAACGCGCACACAUUCUGAACAAGCUCGACCACUUCAAGCACUUCGACAGGGUGUUCCCGGCGCUGGUGGCCGGCCUGCCCAUCCGCGCGUUCCGGGCGGCGCACCGCGCGCGGGAGCGGCUGGCGCAGAGCCUGCGGCACGAGCGGCUGCGGCGCAGGGCCGGCGUGUCGGCCCUGGUGCGCCUGCGCAUGCUGCUCAACGACUCGGCGUCCACCUUCGACGACCUGGAGAAGGCCAGGACGCACCUGGCCGUCCUCUGGGCGUCGCAGGCAAACACCAUUCCGGCGACUUUCUGGAGCUUAUUUCAAAUGAUUAGGAAUCCUGAAGCAAUGAAAGCGGCUACUGAAGAAGUGAAUAAAACAUUAGAGAAUGCUGGUCAAAAAAUCAGCUUGGAAGGCAGUCCUAUUUGUUUGAAUCGAAUGCAGCUGAAUGACCUGCCAGUACUCGACAGUAUCAUCAAAGAAUCUCUGAGGCUUUCCAGCGCCUCCCUGAACAUCCGGACUGCUAAGGAGGAUUUCACUCUGCGCCUGGAGGACAGAUCCUAUAACAUUCGAAAAGAUGACAUCAUAGCUCUCUAUCCACAGUUAAUGCACCUAGAUCCAGAAAUCUACCCAGAUCCUUUGACUUUUAAAUAUGAUCGAUUUCUUGAUGAAAAUGGGAAGACAAAGACCACCUUCUAUAGUAAUGGACUCAAGUUAAAGUAUUACUACAUGCCCUUUGGAUCAGGAGCUACGAUAUGUCCUGGAAGAUUAUUUGCUGUCUACGAAAUCAAGCAAUUUUUGAUUCUGAUGCUUUCCUAUUUUGAACUGGAGCUUGUGGACAACCAUGUUAAAUGUCCCCCUUUGGACCAGUCCCGUGCAGGCUUGGGCAUUUUACCACCAUUAAAUGAUGUCGAGUUUAAAUAUAAAUUUAAACAUUUGUGAAUAUGUGGUUGGAAAAAGAAAACUCUGGGUGAUAUUACUGGACUGCAGAACACCAUUACUAAACAGCUCCUUUGGACAAAUGCAUUUAUAGUGGUGGAAAUGAUUCAGCAGGUCCAAUUCUGUCCACCGAUGCUUGCUUUGAAUCUUAACAUUUUGGUGAUGAUUUCCAGAUGCUAUCUUAGACUGUGCUAGUAAAUAGAACUACUUUCUGGGAGCACAAUAAUUUGGUUUUAUUUAUAAGUCAAUGAAUGUUCAUAUAGCCAGGGACUGAACUUCAUCAGAGGAAAACAUCUUUUUUUUCUUUUUCAAAAUGAAGAUAUGUAUUUCAAUUGGCAGAAUUUCUUUUUUCCUAAGGAAACUGCUUUAUUUUUAUAAAAACCACUCAAUAAUUAUGAAAAGGGUUCAAAUUCACGUUUUAGUGAAACUGCAUUAUUUUUUGACUAGGGUUGGGGUUCUUCAGGUGUGAUCAUAUAUCACAAAGGAUAUUUUGAAGGAUUAUGCUAUGCCUUUUAAUAAAACAAAUAUUUUUCAGCUUUCUCUAUAUCCACUAUUCAGAGCUUUUAAAAUGAUGAUCUUGAUGUCAGGUUUCAACUAACUUAUCUAUAUUUUUAUUUGAUUCCAUAUUAGUGAGAAGAGUUUUUUUCCAGAGAUUAAAAAAGGAAUUUUUCUGUCAUUAACAAAUAUGCACCAUUGAAAAGAAUGUAGCACUUAUGUGAUACGUUUUUAAAAUUAAAACUGGAUAAAAAUGACCAUUUAAAACUAUGAUUAUGAAACAUUCAGAGUUCAUUAAGUGCAGCUUGACAUUGCAUUUUAUUUAAAUGCUUUUUAUCUCUAAGUAACUUGCAAUUGAAAGAAAAACAAGUCCAUGAGAGUUUAAAUAUUGUGUACAACAAUGCUUUGAUAAA